Echinops telfairi (small Madagascar hedgehog) is the source of this 956-nucleotide messenger RNA. RefSeq names its product glutathione S-transferase A2. Gene Ontology annotation, biological process: xenobiotic metabolic process; glutathione metabolic process. The transcript has 7 exons. Gene Ontology annotation, cellular component: cytosol; extracellular exosome. The record is from RefSeq and is a predicted model, not a curated record. Gene Ontology annotation, molecular function: glutathione transferase activity. The coding region runs from base 134 to 805 and encodes 223 amino acids. NCBI's taxonomy places the organism in Eukaryota, Metazoa, Chordata, Mammalia, Afrosoricida, Tenrecidae.
GACUGAGUCUCUGGGAGGGGAAGGAUUGAUUUAAAUUGUGGAAACAGUUCAUAAGGACCAGAGCUGGUGAGUUGGUGAGUGAAGCCGGGAGCAGACCUUUGUGCGGUGGAGAGAAAACCAGACCUCUGCUACCAUGGCAGCAAAGCCCAAGCUUCAUUACUUCGAUGGACGAGGCCGAAUGGAGUCCACUCGCUGGCUCUUGGCUGCAGCUGGAGUUGAGUUUGAAGAGAAAUUUAUAGAAACCGCUGAAGACCUGGACAAACUGAGAAAUGAUGGAAGCCUGAUGUUCCAGCAGGUGCCCAUGGUGGAAAUCGAUGGGCUGAAGCUGGUGCAGACCAGAGCCAUCCUUAACUACAUUGCCUCCAAAUACAACCUCUAUGGGAAGGACAUCAAGGAGAGAGCCCUCAUCGACAUGUACUCAGAAGGGGUGGCGGAUUUGGGUGAGAUGAUCCUUUUCUUGCCAUUAACUCCACCUGGGGAAAAAGAGGCCAAGAUCGCCCAGAUCAAAGAGAAAACUCUCAACCGUUAUUUCCCUGCCUUCGAGAAGGUGUUAAAGAGCCACGGACAGGACUACCUUGUUGGCAACAAGCUGAGCAGGGCUGACAUUCACCUGGUUGAACUUCUCUACUCCGUGGAAGAGCUGGACUCCAGCCUGAUCGCCAACUUCCCUCUGCUGAAGGCCCUGAAAGCCAGAGUCAGCAGCCUCCCCAAGGUGAAGAAGUUCCUGCAGCCUGGCAGCCAGAGGAAGCCCCCUUUGGAUGGGGAAAGUUUAGAAAAAGCCAGGAAGAUUUUCAGGUUGAAGUAAAGCAGACAUGGAGGCUGAACACAUGCAGCACAAGUCUGAAAUUGAUCAGCGAUGAAGCGCUUUCUAAAUCCUUCAUCCUGGCUGGUGUGAGAAUAAUAAACAGUUGCAAAUUAUCUAGGCCAGCUAAAUAAUAAAACUGCUGUGGACAUAA